Sorghum bicolor (sorghum) is the source of this 597-nucleotide messenger RNA. RefSeq names its product 3-oxo-Delta(4,5)-steroid 5-beta-reductase-like. The transcript has 2 exons. Bases 1 to 597 code for a protein of 198 amino acids. Lineage: Eukaryota; Viridiplantae; Streptophyta; Magnoliopsida; Poales; Poaceae. The record is from RefSeq and is a predicted model, not a curated record.
AUGUUGGGAUUCUCGCCGUGGAGCUCUAGGAACUUGGUCUCCAGCCUGUGCAUUUACGCCGCCAUCUGUGACAAGGAGGGUCCCGUCCUGCGCUGGCCUGGGUCCCUCGUCCUCGUCGCUUGGGAGGGGUUCAGCGACGCCUGCGCCGUGUGGCUCGUUGUCGUGCAAGCGAUCUGGGUUUCCAUGAUGGCGCGCCCUAAUGAGACAUUUAACUAUACCAAGAGGGACAUCUAUGAGUGGAAGAAUUUGUGGCCGAUGCUGGCCAGCCAUCUCGAGGUACAGUGGUCCGGGUAUGACAGGGAGGACAAGCGCUUGAAGCUCGAGGAGGCCAUGGCCAGCAUGGAGGCUAUGUGGGCGGAGAUCAUCAGGGAGAAGUGGCUCGUGGAGACACACCUCAACGACAUCACCACGUUGUGCGGCGCGAUGGAAGUGGUGCAGGACCAUGAUGAUUGCGUGCUAUGCGGACAAGCUGCCAAAUCAGUUGACCAUCUCAUCCUAGGUCAUGUGUUCACAAGGAAGCUUUGGUGCUCUUUGCUGUCGCCGAUAGGCCUAGCGGCUCUAGUGCCGGUGAUCGAGGACGACAUCGCGGCCUGGUGA